AUGGCUUCUGAGCAAGAAUCUCUGAGUGAAAUUACUCAAUGUCUGAAUUUAUUGCGCCCUGAAACCUCGGACGAUGCGAAGUUUGUUGCUCUUAUGCUGCUUCCUCGCUUAUUACAGCAAGAUCAGGAAAAUGUUAUACGUAAUUCUUCUGAUAGUGAAUUACCUGAUAAUAUAUUGAAAACAAUUGCUAUUCACAUAAUAUCAUGUUUUUGCGAAGUAGAAGAGCUUUUAUCAAAACGACAAGUCCACGCUCGAAUUCCUACUUUGUCAACUUUAUUAGUUCCGAAAGAAAACGAAGAAUUAGCCAAAGAAAUUUUAAAGAUGUUUAUUAGAUUAUCUUCUGACAAUCAAGCUGUUAAUUAUCUUGUUGACAAUAAAGUUGUUACAAAGAUAUUAUCGUGUAUAACAACCACAACGAAUGAUGAAGUUCGGGAUUUAGCACUGCAAGUCGUCUCUAAUAUCACAAAUACUCUAAUAAUAUCAACCGAUCAACUCACGUCAGAUAUAGCGUCUAUUCAGAAUUAUAUGUAUACAGUUCUCAAUUAUUUGUCUUUAACUUUUCGAACAAAUCAAGAAAAAUUCAAAUUUGAAUUACUCAAUUUUUUUGUCGAUAUGUUUUCAUAUAUGACAGAUCAGUUUGUUCAAAUUGUCUUUAUAACUGAUAAAACAAAACUAGAUGAAUGGAUACAAAAUAUCAAAUUCGGAUUAAAAGAAAUUUUAAGUAGCAGACUUGGCAAUGAACAACGUGAUAAAGCUCUGUCGCUCAUUAUGCUGCUUCUUCAUCAUAUUGGCGCACCUUGGUUAUUUGCUUCAACUACUGAAAAUUUAUCUUUAAAUCAGACCUCUGCUAAUAAAAUCGAAGAUUUUAAAUUUGCUGCUUUAGUAAUUCAGUUAGCUUGUGUUGAAGUUCGUCUUUUGCUAGAUGAUUUAGCUGAGAAAUAUGAAAAGCAGGAGUUACAAGAAUUCCAAUCUAAUAAGCGACAUGAAACUAUAUUAUCUGCCUGUUAUACUAUUCUCGAAAAAUCAAUUGAAUAUUUAUCACAAAUCGAUAUUGAAUUAGCUGAAUUAAAUUUAGAUCCUGAAUUGCUCUUGCGGUUAAAAGGAACAAUGACUGAAACAUUUCGUUUUAUUAUCGAACAUUUAGUGGAUAUUAAAGAAACAACUUUUGUUGAAGAAGUUAUUAAAGAUACGUGUGUUUUAGCUAGUAUUCGUGUUCUUUCUGCGUGGCUCGCAGAAGAUAGUUCAUUGGAAAAAGUAAUAUCUAAUGCGAUGCCGUUUUUGAUUGAAAUAUGUCAAUAUAGGCAUGUUGAUUUAAUCAAAAUCAUGACACCAGCUUUUCUAAAUCUCACAUCACUUGAUCAGCCGCGUGAGGCUUUUCUUAAGCAUGGAGGAACGCAGAUGGUGAUUGAUUAUUUGGUGAAAUUCGGGUCGAAUAAAAAAGAUUAUAAUGAUAUUUCUGGCCCUAUACAAGAGUUGCUGAGCAAUGUAGAGGAUUAUGAAUUGGGUUCAUCUGAGGAAAAGAGAGCCGAUGUCCAUUCUCUUUUUUCGUAA
This is a messenger RNA of Funneliformis caledonium, 1551 nucleotides long. The record is from the annotation of a GenBank genome assembly. Lineage: Eukaryota; Fungi; Glomeromycota; Glomeromycetes; Glomerales; Glomeraceae.